This is a messenger RNA of Thermothielavioides terrestris NRRL 8126, 531 nucleotides long. RefSeq lists its product as uncharacterized. The coding region runs from base 1 to 531 and encodes 176 amino acids. The record is from RefSeq and is a predicted model, not a curated record. NCBI's taxonomy places the organism in Eukaryota, Fungi, Ascomycota, Sordariomycetes, Sordariales, Chaetomiaceae. The transcript has 2 exons.
AUGCCCACCGACGACGAGGGGUGCCAGGUCAGUUUCCGCCGGUUGAAACUGGGUGAUGACUGGCUCUCGCACUACAGGAUGGUCGACAGGUUACCUGAACCAGGCCAACAACAAGCGAAUUGGACACAUACGCCUGGGUCCCCGUCUGCGGCUCCAAUGGCAAUCUCGCAGAGCAAGUUCGGGCUCUUGGCCGCCUCCCAUGGGAUGACCUACAGCCUGCGGUCCGCGAACGGUUCAACCAGUGGCCCCCCGUUGCAAGACAGCUGUGGGAGUCAGAGCUCCAAGAGCACCACGAUGCCCUCAUCCAUCCGCGCCUGGAUCUGGCACUAUCUGGACGACAACCUGUUCUCAUUUGCAGCUUCAGCGGACCUCGUCCGGUUCGCCUCGCCUGUCUGGGACCACGUGCGGGCCCUCCGCCACCACCUGAGUGUCUUGCGCGCUGGCCACGGGGACCUGUUCACGGCCAGCCACAGCAGAUCGAGGAGGGCCAGGAGGCGGCCGGGAGCCGGGCAGAGGAAGCGGCCGAGAUAA